GGGUCUGGAGAGUGUGGGUGGGCUGUGCAGGUGGCUGGGACACACCUGCACCCUGUUUGGGCAUCAGCACCAUUUAUGAGACCGUCUCCCCUCCUUAGGUAACCCAGCAGGAAUGUGUGAGUUUGACCUUGGUAGAGGGAGUCUACUUUUAAAACUAGACCUCUCAUUAUUCCAAAAUAAGCCAUUUAUUCAAGCAAAAACACAAACCAGGCUUCUCCUGCCUUUUAGCCUUGAACUCAACCAGGGCUUUGAGGGGCUGGUUCCCUGCAGUGUUGUUGACUCCCCAGGUGCCAGUAAACGGGGGGAGCCAGUGUUUACCGAGGGUCAGGGCUGUCGGGGUGCCAGCCUUUCUGUGCGCCUGGGAGGCUGCUGUGUUGGGCCACUCUGUGUCUACAAGGCGCGUGCUUUCAUCCACGGGGCUCGCCAAUGGCUGCAGCGUUUGUUUACAGUCACCGGCAAAAGCUGUUUACCACCCAGACCUAGAAGAAGUUGUGCCUGUUCCUGUCCCAGCUGUUUCUGAGUCUAAAGGUUUCUGGAGUGGACUUUCUGGGUUUCGGGUCCAGUCCACACGGGAAAUGGAAAUCUGGCCAGCUGGGAGAACGCUCUGUGUGGCUGCCUCUCCACAGUAAACAGUGACUCACCGCUCCGUCCCCACCCUCCUUGCUCUCCGAGAAUGGAAGAUGCUUUUCCCUGCUAUUUAUUUUUGCUUUUUAUAAGUCACAGACUCGUCAUGUUUCCGCUUUCCUGCAGUUUCAGGAAACUGGGAGUGUCGUCUUAAAAUCGGAGUUUAGAGCAGGUACACAUGAACCUGAGUGGCUACACACCCCACCCUGACCGGCCACUCUAGAUGAGGAAACCCAGGCCGUGACAUCUGCUGGCCUGGCCCCAGGGCUGGUGGGGUCUGGUCUAGAGCCUGCCUGCUUCUCCACGCUGUGCUUCGGGCACGUUGGGGAAAGUAUUGGGGUGGAGGCUGCUCUCUCCCUGCCCUCCUGUGCGGGGCUGGCUCAUCUCUUGCAGCGGGGGCUCGUGUAGGGUGUAGGGAAGACAUGCUCCCUACUUCAAGGAGCUUACCAUGCUGUGGGGAGGCCCCCUGUCCCCAGAAGGAUCUAGAACCAGGCCUUGGUAGAGGGUGUUUGCCUUCAUGAGGACAAUGGAGAGUGUUUCUGGAAGAAGCAGGGCUUGAGGGUGGGCAGGAACCAUGUGCUCAGUGCAGAUGGUGGGGGGAUCAGAAACCUGCCAUGGCUUUGGGACGGAGGAGUUGGGGUUCCAGAGGAACCCCAAGCCUGUGUUGCUGCGUGUGGGGCGCCAGGAUCAGGGUGAGGGCAUCCCAUUUGGCCAAAGCUGUGGUCUAGACAAGAGAAGUUGGAGGCCCGAGCCAGGGCAGGUGCCAUGGGUUCGGGCAGGCAAUGCUUGGGGAUUGGGAUCAAGCCAGGUCGGUGAGUGGACAAGGAAAGGAGAGAGGGUUGGGGCCACACCAUUGAAUGAUGCAGUUGGGGGCUGGGGGGGUGCGUCUGGGCCCCCUGAAAUGCCCCUGGUUGUACUUGGAGGCUGGAGGAGCUGGGUAAAGCCCCAGGGCGGUUGGGGAAGAACAGGAUGCUGAUGGGGAGCAGAGGCCGAGGACAGGAGGAUGGUAUGGGAGCUAGGGCAGGGACUGGAGCGGGUGUGUUCUGCAGUUUGCUCUCUGCUGCUGCAGCUGCCUGAGUCACCUCUGGAUGUAGUGGGAUGACACAGCUUCCUCAGACUACAAAUGCAAGGUGACCAGACGUCCUCCAAGUGGGUCUGACAGUUGUGGCUUGCUGGAGGGCGGCCAGCCAGGGCCAGGCUGCGAGCUGGUGUGGGCCAAGCUAGGGGUGCCAAGCAGGGUGCCUCCUGCAUGCUGAGGGGGGCUGUGUCCAGAAAAGCUGGACCGUGGGGACUCUCGCAGUCUAGGACCUCAUCCUCAGUAAGAUGGGUGUCUGGCUGGUCUCUGGGACCAGCCAGGGCUGCAGUUAGUCGGUUGAUACCUGUUUGACAGGCGCCCACUGGGUACCAGCACCACAGUGGCCCCACCCACCCUUGUGGCCCACUGUGUGGGGUGCCUGCCUUGGAGUCUGUUGCUGAAAGGCUCCCGGUAGAGGCCGGCACACACUGGGUGGCCUCUGGUUUUGUGGAUUGCACCUGUCGUGGGAGCCAUGGGUGAGGGAGGGUGGGAGGACAGCUGCUGAUGUGCCGCUGGAUGAACCCGAGCCUCUCGCACAGGAUGUUCAUCCUCCGUUCCUGGGUCGCCUCUGGCCCCUCCUCCCUCUCCUGCAUCCCACAUCCUUCUAGAUCCACAGAUAAUGAAAAUGGAAGGACCACUCUGUCUCAGUCAGACUGGCUGGAUGGCUGAGCGGAUGGAGCAUGGUGUCUCCGUUGUCAUUCACCCCUUGGGAAAGAGCAGGUGACCCGUCCAGAGCCCCUGUGCUGGCCUCAGAGAGUGAGUGGUGGCCCCGAUGCAUCCUGUCAUCCAGGAAGAAUCAGAGCCCCGAAGCUUUGAAAUCCUGUCUCCAUGGGCAUCCUCACCUGGGACUGUUCAGAGGGGUCAUCCAGCCCUCACCUGCCCUACUCACUUUGUUCUCUCUCUUUUUUUUUUUCUUAAGAGACAGCGUCUUGCUCUGUUACUCAGGCUGCUGGAGUGUGGUGGUGCAAUCACAGCUCACUGCAACCUUGGCUUCCCGGCUCAAGCAAACCUCCUACCUUGGCCUCCUGAGUAGCUGGGACCAUAUGCGUAUGCCAUCACACCCGGCUAUUACAAAAUUUUUUUUCUUUGUAGAGAUGGCCUAGCUAUGUUGCCCAGGCUAGUCUAAAACUACUAGGCUCAAGCAUUCGGCCUCUAGAGGUGUUGAGAUUCCAGGCACGGAUUACCGUGCCCAGUCCCAACUUUAUGGAUAAAGUGUUCCCUCCUGGACCCCAAAGGUGGUCCUUCUCAGCUUGUGCCAGCACACCAAGAGAUGUCAGGGCUGUCAACUCCCCACUGAGCAGGGUCAGACCCAUGGGUGACCAGUGAAUAUUUGCUGGGAUUUAAAAAGUUAAAAAUGGCUGGGCAUGGUGGCUCACACCUGUAAUCCCAACACUUCGGGAGGCUGAGGCGGGAGGAUCACUUGAGCCCAGGAGCUUGAGACCAGCCUGGGCAACAUGUUGAGACCCUGCCUCUAUAAAAAAAUUUAAAAUUCUCUGGGCAUGGUGGUGCCCACUUGUAGUUCCAGCUGCUUGGGAGGCUGAAGCAAGAGGAUUGCUUGAGCCCAGGAGGCCUGCAGUGGGCCAUAAUCGCACCACUGCACUCCACCCUAGGUGACAGAGCGAGACCUUGUCUCUAAAGUGAAAAUCAGAAGGUAAAACAUGACUCCGGUUGCUGAGGUGGCUGCCUGGGCUCACCUGCUCCUGAGACGGCAGUUCUGGAUGGCUGGCCCUGCACUGCCUGCCCUGCCUGCUGGAGGCCUGAGCUCCAGGUCCUCAUCCUCUGAGGUUCCUCCGUGGCGGAGCUGCCCUGCCCUGUGCUUUAUGGAGCCCAGACCCUCGGUCUGGAUCCUGAAUGGAAGCGUCCCGGCUCCAUCACUUAUUCCCAGCUGCAGCCGCAGGAGUCACCUCUGUCUGAGGCUGCUGGCGGUUCCUUUUCCUUUAUUUUUUAUUUAUUUAUUUUUUGAGACAGAGUCUCACCCUGUCAUCCAGGCUGGAGUGCAAUAGCACUAUCUCAGCUCACAGCAACCUCCACCUCCCCGGGUUCAGGCGGUUCUCCUGCCUCAGUCUCCUCAGUAGCUGGAAUUACAGGCACCUGCCAUGGUGCCUGGCUGAUGUUUGUGUUUUUAGUAGAGACAGGGUUUCACCAUGGCCAGGCUGGUCUUGAACUUCUGACGUCAUGAUCCACCCGCCUUGGCUUCUCAAAGUACUGAGAUCAUAGGCAUGAGCCACUGUGCCCAGCCUCCUUUUCCUUUAGAGGAAAUGAUUUCCCCCCACUGCGCUUUGUUUAGAUGUAUGUCAUGUUGAGGUGUCUGGCUUUGCGUUGAAAGCCCUUCCUCUUCCAUCAGAAAACCAGUCACAUAAAAGGUGUUCUAGGUUAUAGGUACUGCUGGAGAACUUUGCUGCCAGGGAUGGGGGUUGAGGGUGAGGGGGUGUGAUCACUGCACCCUUUACCUAGGUCAGUGGUUAGGACCCCAUAGCAGAAACUCAGACCCACCUACCCAGGCCCCCAGCUGUGGCGCUGACCACUGCGCUUCUCGGGUAACUCUACAGAAACCCAGAGGAGCUCAGGGGCAUCAGGGGCAUGUGUGGCAAUGCUCGUGUUUUGUUAGCUGGUGGUCGUAAGACAGAAUGCCAGGGCCUCGCUCCUUGGGGGUGCUGGGGAGGAGCUUGGCUGCAUUGCUGACCAGGUGCUGAUGCAGUAGCCCCUGCCUUGGGCCCCAGGUAGCGGGAAGCCAGCGUUGCGGGUGUCUUUGGGACCCCAGGCACGUUCUCCCCCUGGCGUCAUACCCUAAGGCUGCAUCUCUGGCCCUGGGGAGGGAGCCGUUUCUACGUGUGCUCUGGCAGCCCUUGAGGCUGUGUGAGGUCGAAUGGUUCACAAAACCCCUUUUUAGGGCAGUCAUCAUUUUUAGAUGAGUUGCUUUACAAACUUUUUUGCACACGCAAAACUCUUCUCUAAAUCUCCUUGCAAAAGCAAGCUGUUGAUUUUCUUGCCUCUGAUGUUUAAGGCGACUUUAGGUUAAUGCUACUUGGAUUUAUCUUGUGCAUCGUGGGGAGAGGUAGGCGCCAGCAGCAUCCCAUCCGUGCUGGGUUCCGAGAGAAGCUUUGACACUUGGCUGGCCCGUCCCUUCUGUGUCGCCUCUCGGGAGUUGGCUACAGAGACUCGUGGCUGGUCUAGGCUUCCUUGGCAGAGCAGAGUUGUGACCUGCCCAAGGAAGUGGGGGGCAAGCUUGUGAGCACAGCGUCAGGACUGCCCAGGACCCCUGCCUCCCCCAGGUCUCUAGUUCCUCGGAGGGAACCAGUGCAGCUGUGCCCUAAAGCACUGGGGACAUAAGGGGAGCGAAGGUGUGCUCCAGCAGCCUUGGCGACCUUGACCUUGUAGAAGUCGUCAGCUACCCCUCCUGGGGUCGCAACUGGCUCCCGUGCACCCCCGUGACAUCACAGGCGUCUCGGGAAGCCUCUCCUUAAUGGAAGAAUCUCUACGCUGAACUCUGCCCCUGGUACCUGGCCGAGCCCUGCACGUCAUCAUGGGUCUGGCCAGAGAGCCUUGUCCCUGGGACCUUCCUUUUCCGCCCAGCUCUCUGCCACGGCGGGCAGGGGGCCCGGGGGCCUGGGAGCCGGUCCUUGCUGGGUGGGAGGCCGGGGUGUGUGGGAAUGCGCAAGGCUCUGUAAACAUGUGGUGACUCACCGCAUAGCUAUGUCGUGGCCGGCCUGUGCACUGACGUGCUCACAGCAGAGCUGGAAGCGGUGCCCGUGGCCCCUCCCUCUGACAUGGAAAAGUUUCUCAUGGUGCUCUCAGCCGCCGGCAUCUGCAGGUCCCCAUGGUGGCUGAGGUGGCCGAGCCCCGGCUUCUCCACUGUCACACUUGCCCCAGGGCAGGUGCAGAGGGGCCUGGAGCCCACCUGGCCUUCUCCAGGACCGGCUGGUGUCGUCCUGUGCUGUCUACGUUAGCACCCUGAGAGCAGCUGGCCCUGGCAAGGGCAGCGGGCUCUGCAGCCUGGUGUGGGACCAUCUAGUCUGUGCCGUCCUCUGGUUGUGGGGGUGGGUAGGGUGCAGGAGUGGAACCCCAGUCGGAGGCAGGGCUGGAUGGUGGAGGGAUUUGGGCCCGAGGCUCCCUGGCCCAGGGUGGGGGGGUCCUGGGCUGGCAGGGAGGGCAGGACGGGGUCACCCCCGCAACACUGCCAUGUUGCCCAAGGACACCGCCCACCGCCAUGUGCCACUCUGAUGUUCCUUCUUCGGGAACCCGUGUCUGGUAUUUGGGGUGUGGGAGUGGGUGCUGUGAACCCCUGUCCUACAAGCAGCCCCGCACCCUCUGCCUGCCUGUCCCAGCUACAGGGUACGGAUGAGUUUGUUUACUGCCUGCCAGCCUCGUGAUGUCUGUGCAGCCUGACCUGAAGUCAGGAUCGUUUUUUGGGCUUCUCGGUUUCCAUGACGACCAUGGGGGCUGGCUCGAUCCCAAGGUCGCCAUGACAACUAUCAGAGGGAUCAUGCCGGGGAUGCUUUGGCUGGGUUUUUCAUGAAUGAUUAGAAUGUGUGACACAAUGCAGACGUGAGGACGGUGGGGGCGGCGGCGGGGACGGCUCCCGCCAGACAGUCUAACACUCGGCAAGGCGGUGGCUCUCCACCUCCCUGGUCUCUGGCUGCGGCACCGGACCCGCUGCCCCUCAGGAGCCCCACACCCCCUCGGGCUGCAGGGUCCUUGCUUGGGGGCAGCUUAGGUGGAGGUGGUGAUGUCACAGCCACAGCGGCUGGGGCCGUGGGUGCUGUGAUCAUCCAUCCCAGGCUGAGGAGGUCCCUGCAUGGGAGACGGCCACCCCAUCCUGCACCUCCGGCCCUGACCUGCGCUGGCUUCUCUGCUUGCCCGUGUUUUCCAGCUACGAGUUCCAGAGAGCUCUGUCCUGGUGACUUUGCCCAGGUUAUGACGACUAAUCCCAAACCGAACAAGGCAUUAAAGGUCAAGAAGGAGGCGGGCGAGAACGCCCCAGUGCUCAGUGACGAUGAGCUGGUGUCCAUGUCAGUGCGGGAGCUGAACCAGCACCUGCGGGGCCUCACCAAGGAAGAGGUGACCCGCCUGAAGCAGCGGCGGCGCACACUCAAGAACCGUGGCUACGCGGCCAGCUGCCGCAUUAAACGGGUGACACAGAAGGAGGAGCUGGAGCGGCAGCGCGUGGAGCUGCAGCAGGAGGUGGAGAAGCUGGCGCGUGAGAACAGCAGCAUGCGGCUGGAGCUGGAUGCGCUGCGCUCCAAGUACGAGGCGCUGCAGACCUUCGCACGCACCGUGGCCCGCGGGCCCGUGGCACCCUCCAAGGUGGCCACCACCAGUGUCAUCACCAUCGUCAAGUCCGCCGAGCUCUCCUCCACCUCUGUACCCUUCUCGGCCGCCUCAUAGUGCCUGCUAGAGGUGGGGGGCGGCGGGCAGGCGAGCAGGGUCGUGCCCCUCAAGCCUGUCACUGGGACAUACUCUCAACCUCCAAGUCCAAGUGCAGGCCCUUCAGGUGCAGGCAGCUCAAGCCGGGAUGAAACUGGUGCAGGGCGAGGAGUGGGCUCUGGUAAGCCCAGCGGUCCACAUGCACACACACGCACCCACUCACGCCUGCCCCCGGCUCCCUGCAGGAUGUGUCUGUGUGUAGGAAUUGGUGUCUUGUGCACGUGAGAGUCAGGUUGGAUCGAUGGAAAUGCCUUCGGGAAGUUCCGCUGUCCCCUGCAGGGGCUUCCAGGAGACACGGCCCUGGGAGUCAGGCCCCUGUGGCUGGGCUGGCAUGUGGCUCGUCUUCCACUCCUGCUGUGAACAGCUAUCAACACCUGUCCUGCCACGGCCCUCCAGCUGGUGCGGGGGCCCCUCGCUGCACUGACCAACUCCACAGCCCCCACGGAGGGGCGUGGAUGGUGCAUCCGUCCUUCCAGCUGUCCUGUUGGAGUGGCUAUGAACUGCUUCUGCCUUAGGGGCCUGCGGGAGUGGGCACGUUGUGGGAGGCCGCCUGCGUGGGGUGGCAUGUUUGCGUGCAUGUGGCACGCCUGGCAUCACAGCAUUGGGGCUGAGGGGGGCAGCUUGUUGGCUUUCACCAAGGGAAGGCCUGUGGGCACGCAUGGCAGAGAAUGGCUCAUACGUUGUGAGGUCUCCUCUGUGCUCUGGUGAUGGGAGGAGGUCGCAUAGAGCAAAAGCCCACUGCCCACGGGAGCUGGCUGCCCAGACACGGACCCUGCAGGCUGUCAGAUCUUGAUGGAGACAGGCAGGAGCAUCCCAUCAGGUGACAGUGAGCAGGACUCAGGCUCUGUGUCCUGGAGAUGCUUCUCACCAGCUGUGGUCAGUGCAGGGGGAAUGAGGAGGUCUUUUGGGGGCAUGGGGAGGUGGUGCAGACUGGGGGAUGUUGGUGGACGUGGACGUGGAGGUGGGAGGGAGGAAGUCUCGUGGAGUGGUGGAGGAGGCGGGAGCUGUGUGCAAGAGUGGGUGGAGAGCCUUCAGGGCAGGACCAGGACGAGGCUCGGUUGUAGAGGAGCUUGGGAGUGAGCGUGGCGCUCCGGAGGGCAUGGCAGGCUGGGUGGUGGCAAGCACCAGGCCAGGAGAGCCUCAUGGACGUGGUUCCCGUGUGCAGACCCCCAGGAGCACAGCUACGGGCUGCAGGCCCUCCACACUCAGUCCUCAUCCAGAGCCUUCGCCUGCUCCUCCUUCCCAGAGCACCUAGGCACCAGCAGGGUUGGCACUCCACCUUGGGCUUCCUUUCCUGGAGAGCCACUUGAGGGUCCCUCCUGUGACUGGGGCCUCCACAGCGGGAGCUGGAGCAUUGCAGAGCCCCUGCCUUGGGGAGCUGGUGGAUGUGAGCUGCCCAUCUGGGGCUGCCACGUAGGACAUGCAAGGUGGUGCCUGGGGCCCCGGCUCCCUCUCAGUGGCCCCUGCCCACCCGGUAACACCCCCUACCAGCUGCAGAGCCCCAGCCGGUGCCAGCCACGCUGGGAGGUCACAGGACAGGCAGCCCCAGGGCUGUGACUUGGUUCUGCAUCUACUGUUAGAAGUGAGCGGGAAUCUGCAGGCCCGCCAGGGCCACCGGGUCCCAACAGCAAAGGGCUGCACGUUCGCAAACAGCCGUUGCCCCCGUGGCCGUGGUAGGUAAUCCAUAUUGGAUGUCAUAAGGACCAGGGGGAUAUUUAAAGAGAGAAACAUAAAAUAUAUAGAGAUAUAAAAUUAUAUUCACAGUUUAUCUACAGAUUUUUCGUAACAAUCUUUGUUUUCCAGUUUGAUACUGUAAAUCUAUCAGCAGAACUGCGGGUGCGGGCACGGUGGGAGUUGGGAGCCCGGAGCCCCAGGCCACCUGCUGUCCCCCUCCGUCUUCCCAUGGACCACACCAGGCCACUGGGCCCCGCAGGACAGGCCACAGCAGGUGGCCGGUUCUGUCCUGUUUUGAGGUUCUUGGGAUCCACGUCUUGUGGGCUGUGGGCGUUUACCUGCCCUUGGACUGCGGUGCUUUGUCAGAGAGGGGAUUCCCUGUCCCCGGCCCCCACGGUGGAUGGAGCCCGCCACCAUCCAGGGCCAGGCCAGGGAAAGACGGCACGUUCUGCUUUUCCUUCCAGAUUGUUGAAAUUUCAUUGUCAUGAUUUAAUAUAUGGAUUUUUUUAUUUAAAAGACGAAGGCCUCUUUGUUGAGUGGGUUUGUUUUCUGUCUCUGUGCCUCCGGCUUCCCAAAGAGAUCUAGGUCUUCGAGUUUCCCAGGCGUGGGGACUCCUGCCCCCACCUCCACACCGCCUCACCCUGGCCUCUGUGCUACUGGGCAGAUCCAUUUCAAUAUUUAUUUUUGUGUUGCUUUUUAUCAUGAUAUAAAUUAUUGAGAACAGAUCACAUGUGGGCCUGUGUCUGGCCGCUGCCGCCCUGCCUUGUCCCUGCGGCCACCACCUAAUUUAUUGCCGUGCGUCCUGCUGCUGUGACUGCUUUUGUACCUUUGCAAUAAAGAAUUUUCUGGUUUCAGA
Messenger RNA from Callithrix jacchus (white-tufted-ear marmoset), 9653 nucleotides. It is a transcript of the gene MAFK, whose product is annotated as MAF bZIP transcription factor K. Gene Ontology annotation, cellular component: nucleus. NCBI's taxonomy places the organism in Eukaryota, Metazoa, Chordata, Mammalia, Primates, Cebidae. Gene Ontology annotation, biological process: regulation of transcription by RNA polymerase II. The record is from RefSeq and is a predicted model, not a curated record. Gene Ontology annotation, molecular function: DNA-binding transcription factor activity, RNA polymerase II-specific; RNA polymerase II cis-regulatory region sequence-specific DNA binding.